Messenger RNA from Durio zibethinus, 945 nucleotides. RefSeq names its product early light-induced protein 1, chloroplastic-like. The record is from RefSeq and is a predicted model, not a curated record. Lineage: Eukaryota; Viridiplantae; Streptophyta; Magnoliopsida; Malvales; Malvaceae.
UGUCCUAGCUGUAAUGGAAACAACAACAUGAAUGCUGAUGGCCUCAGAUUCAGUGGUCUCAUUUUCUGGUCGUAAAAGAGCACACGCCACCAAACUCAAUCAUGUAUGGUCAACAAGUCCACGUGACUCAUUGACUUUCAAGAAUUGGAUACAAAAUGACGUGGACCUAAAUAUAUCCACUACCCUUUUCUCCCUUGCCUAUGCUAUACAAGUUAAUGCUGCCUAUCACUCAAUGCUCAUCAAACAUUUUCCCAAGCUUUUGCGAUUCUCUUGCUCAGGUCAGUAAUUGUAAACGUGCAAGACAAUGGCCGCAUCAAGUGCCAUGCAAUCCCUCCUGUUGGCAAGUCCUGUGACUUGCGUUGCUAAUAGGAGCAAGGUGAUUCAAUUUUCUCCUGUAAAAUCUGUGCCUCGUUUGCAGAGGAAUGCCAAUCUUCAGGUCCGGUGCUUGGCAGAGGGAGAUCAGCAGCAAUUACCAGCAACGCAUGUAACAAGUUCAACCCCAGAACCUAAACCGAAACCGUCUCCAGCAGCGCCAAAAGUGAGCACGAAAUUCUCUGAUGUAUUAGCAUUCAGUGGACCAGCACCGGAGAGGAUCAACGGGAGACUGGCGAUGGUUGGGUUUGUUGCAGCCCUGGUAGUGGAGCUAUCCAAGGGCCAAGAUGUGUUUACCCAAAUAUCAAACGGUGGUAUCCAAUUGUUCCUUGGAACCAGCAUUGUGCUCUCACUUGCAUCAUUGAUCCCAUUAUUUAGAGGUGUGACAGCAGAGUCCAGAUCUGAAGGGUUCAUGACUUCGGAUGCUGAGUUGUGGAAUGGGAGAUUGGCCAUGUUGGGACUUGUUGCUUUGGCAUUCACUGAAUAUGUUAAGGGCGGAACCCUUGUGUGACUCUGUUUUUGACUUUAUUUAUUUUCUAAUUUAGGUCAUAUAAUGCUAAAAUGAGGCGUAAU